AUCAGCACGAUGCCAGGCAAACCUGCACCCAUGAAGAAGUCCCCAGCUAAGAAGGCGGCCGAAAAGGCACCUGAGCCCGCCCCAGAGCCUGCACCGGCUCGGGUAGAGGCUCCACCUGCUGAGGCUCCACCUGUGGACGCUGCUCCGGCAGUCAAGGGAGAGGCAGCAGCCCCCGCCGCAGAGACCCCUGCAGCUGCUGAAGGAGUUGCUCCAGCUGCUGAAGAAGGUGCUGCUGCUGCUCCUGCUGCAGACGCUCCUGCUGCAGACGCUCCUGAUGCAGAUGCUCCUGCUGCAGAUGCUCCUGCUGCAUAUGUUCCAGCUGCAGAUGCUUCUGCUGCAGAUGCUUCCACUCCAGAUGCUUCCGCUGCAGAUUCUCUUGCUGCAGAUUUUCCUGCUGCAGAUGAUACCACAGAUGCUGCUCCAGCUGAAGCCGCUGUAGUUGAGAAGCCACCAAAGGCCCUGACAGCCCCGCAUCCUGCAGUCCCAACCAGUGCUCCUCUUAACGUAUCUGUGGAUGAUUUGAACGAGACCAGCCUCACCAUUAAAUGGAACGAGCCACAGACCAUCGGAGACUCUGGCCUGGAUGGAUACACCAUCGAGUACUGCAAGGAUGGAACAACAGACUGGGUUGCAGCUCAAAAGGAGCUGACCACCGCUAACCGCUUAUGCAUCCAUAAUCUGACAACUGGUGACCUGCUGCAUGUGCGCGUGGUGGCUGUCAACCCCGGCGGCCGCAGUGAGCCUGGUACACUUGCUCAGCCUGUGCCCAUCCAUGAGAUUGCUGAACGUCCCAAGAUCCGCAUGCCACGUGCUCUCAGAGCCUGCUGUGUCAGGAAGGUUGGAGAGCAGAUCAACCUCGUCAUCCCCUUUCUUGGAAAGCCCAAACCUGUGGUGUCCUGGCUUAAAGACGGAAAGCCAUUGGACACAAAGAGGGUCAACAUCAGGAACAGUGACAAGGACAGCAUCCUUUUUAUCCGCUCUGCAGAGAGGGAUGACUCUGGUGUUUACGAGAUGUCGGUCAAAGUGGACAGCUUUGAAGACAAAUCCGCCAUCGUCCUUCAGAUUGUGGAGCGGCCUAGCAAUCCUACCAGUAUGAAGCUGGUGGACUCCUGGGGCUUCAACGCAGCACUGGAAUGGACCCCUCCCAAGGACAAUGGCAACACAGAGAUCACUGGAUACACCGUCCAGAAGUCCGACAGGAAGACCGGGGAAUGGUUCUCAGUGCUGGAGCACUACCACAGGCUUAAUGCCACCAUCUCAGACCUCAUCAUGGGCAACUCAUACAUCUUCAGAGUGUUCGCUGAAAACCAAGUGGGCAUCAGUGAGACAAGCGCUGUCACCAAGGGGGUUGCCACAAUCCAUAAAACAGGUAUUUCCUACAAGCCUCCCGAGUACCAAGAGCGCGACUACAGCGAGGCCCCGAAGUUCACCACCCCCCUCAGUGACCGUUCUGCCACGGUGGGGUACACCACCAAGCUGCUGUGCUCAGUCCGUGGAAGCCCCAGGCCUAAGAUCGAGUGGUUGAAAAAUCAGAUGAUCAUCGGUGAUGACCCCAAGUAUCGUAAGCUCACUAACCAGGGUAUCUGCUGCCUGGAGAUCCGUAAGCCGGGCAACUUUGAUGGCGGCAUAUACACCUGCAGAGCCAAGAACCCCCAGGGAGAGGCCAUCGUCUCCUGCAAGCUGGAGGUCAAACAUAUUAUCCUGCCACAGGCUAGCAAGUAGAAGGAGAAAUAAACCACAACCUCCAGAGUGUCUUUAAAGGACUAGCAGAAGUCCAGGUCUUAUGUUUUAUGAAUGUUUGAGGAGGUGAUAGAAAGCCAUGGCUGCCUCUGCAGCAGUGUGUAUAUAAUGAAGAAAGGGACAGAACAACAUACCAACAUCUCCAUAUCUAUUUCCAACCCCACCCAUCCUGACUCACCCACUCCUCCCAGUAUUCGGGGAAGACCCACAUUGCACAACCCAUCCCAGUUGGCCAAUUGUUGUAUGUUAUUUAAGUAGGUGACAUGUGUGUAAGGCUAUAUUUAAAAUUAUUUCUGCCUGUGUCCAUCUGCUGUUUGUUACAGUAUGUAUAUCUUUAAAUACAUAUAUAUGUACUACUCAAUAAAACAGUGAAUCCUUAGACAUGCUACUGCAAUGGCUGUAUGGAUGUUUAAUAAAGAAAAUGAUUUUACUUUUUUUAAUGUGGAUUUCUAACAACAUUUCACACAGUGUUACACUUACUUUUAGGAUGGAUACAAUGUUGCUAAACAAUUGAUUUGGGGCU
This is a messenger RNA of Eleginops maclovinus (Patagonian blennie), 2263 nucleotides long. RefSeq names its product myosin binding protein Ha (gene mybpha). Lineage: Eukaryota; Metazoa; Chordata; Actinopteri; Perciformes; Eleginopidae. The record is from RefSeq and is a predicted model, not a curated record. Gene Ontology annotation, molecular function: protein binding. The transcript is spliced from 14 exons. The coding region runs from base 10 to 1722 and encodes 570 amino acids.